Messenger RNA from Balaenoptera ricei (Rice's whale), 3293 nucleotides. It is a transcript of the gene MORN3, whose product is annotated as MORN repeat containing 3. The transcript is spliced from 6 exons. The record is from RefSeq and is a predicted model, not a curated record. Lineage: Eukaryota; Metazoa; Chordata; Mammalia; Artiodactyla; Balaenopteridae. Bases 281 to 1006 code for a protein of 241 amino acids.
CGUCCUUCCUCGUCGCAGGAGGAUCUGCAGCCUUCCCCACACGCGGCCCCGAGCUCACAGUCUCCGCAGGAAGGGGCGGGACCUGCCGGCUGGCUUUGCUGGGGCCCCGCGUUGCCAUAGCGACCCCGGCCCGGCUUGGGACGCCGGAACGCGCGCUGCGGACGACGAUUGAGGUUGGAGGCUGCGGGCGGCGACUCCACCGCUCUCGGCCUAGGACUCCAGAUGCAGGAUCCGCCCCGCAGGAGAGCGCAGCACCCUCUGGCCCACAGAAGCAGCCAACAUGCCUAUCUCCAAGUGCCCGCCAAAGUCAGAGCCCCUGUGGAAGGCGUGGGACCAGAAGGCCCAGAAGAACGGACUGAGGCACCAGGUGUUCGCUGUCAAUGGUGAUCACUAUGUGGGCAAGUGGAAGGACAACAUGAAACACGGGAAAGGAACACAGGUCUGGAGGAAGAACGGAGCCAUCUAUGAGGGGGACUGGAAAUUUGGGAAGAGAGAUGGCUAUGGCACCCUCAGCCUUUCUGACCAAGAGACCGGAAAGUACAGGAGAGUCUACUCAGGCUGGUGGAAGGGCGAUAAGAAAUGUGGCUAUGGGAUCCAGUUUUUCGGACCCAAGGAGUAUUAUGAGGGUGACUGGUGUGGCAACCAGCGCAGCGGAUGGGGCCGCAUGUACUACAGCAACGGAGACAUCUACGAGGGCCAGUGGUGCAACGACAAGCCAGAAGGGGAGGGCAUGUUACGCCUGAAGAACGGGAACCGCUACGAAGGCAACUGGCAGAGAGGCAUGAAGAAUGGGUCGGGGCGCUUCUUCCACCUGGACCAUGGUCAGCUGUUUGAAGGCCUCUGGGUUGACAACAUAGCCAAGUGUGGCACAAUGAUUGACUCUGGCCGUGAUGAGGCCCCCAAGCCCACCCAGUUCCCCAUUCCUGAGGUCAAAAUUCUAGAUCCUGACGGCGUGUUGGCGGAAGCUUUGGCCACGUUCAAGAAGACAGAGGAAGAAGGAGAUUGAUGCCAGGUGAGAGGUGGGCACACCUGCCACCCUCUGAUGUGGUCCAGGCAGCUCCUGGGGUCUCCUCUGGCCUAGGGGCUCAGGGGCUUGACCAGAGAGGGUGAGUUUCUUGCCUCCUGCAGUCCUGCUGGUCGUUGCUUCUUCCCCUUCAAAACUCUUUUCCCUGCAGAAGUCCUGCCAAAUCCUCCCAUUUGCACCCUGGGCUUAAUCGGAUUGGAGUCAGGUGGUCUGCUCGCCCUGGAGGGCCCCGGGCCUCCACUUGCCUAUCUGUCUUGUGGGGCCUUGUUCAGUGCUACCCCUCCUGGUGUUGGUAUAAGUGGGGUCGAGGAGAGAGCACUGAUACAGCAUAUUGGAGACGCCAGCCCCACCCACCCCCACCCCCCACCCCACGCCUUGCCCCUGCAGAAAGAACACCAGCGCUUCAGGAGGAAUUCAAACCGGAGUGACCCAACUGCUCGGACCGGUGCGGCUCCCACUGGUGGAGCAAGGGGGGACUUGGGCACACCCUCAGCACCCUCAGAAGGCACCUUACUCCUUGCAGCACUGGAUCAUUCCUUACCAGUAGGAGGCCAGUGCUUCUCUCCCCUGCUGGCCUUGGGGACGCCUUUAUUCUUGGACCCCAUCCCUGAGCAACCCAGAAUAAAGGAGAGCCUGGCAGCGUGAGCCCGGGGCCUGUGGUGGGUGGCCGGGGUGCGAGGGAGCCUCAGGAGGGAUUUCAGGUAGAGAAGAGGGGUCCCCAUGGGUUGCAUGAAUUUACCUUGGGGCAGAAAGGGGCAGUGCCUCCAGGUCUCUGAUCUCCGAGAUAUUCCGAGGAGAAGAUAGAGCCUGCAUCUGGUUACAUUGGUCACUAAGAUUUGGCAUUAAAAUGUGACGUGGCUUCUCAGCCUUAACACAGGGGCUCCCAACCUUGGAAUCCUGUGGGAGAUUUAAAAGCUAGGAAUGUCCGGAUCCCAUGCCCAGAGAUUCUCAUCUGUCUGGGGUGAGGCCUGGGCCUUCAAAAAGCUCCCCAGCUGACUCUAAUGUGCAGCUGGGGCAGAGAACCUCUGACUUACUGGCUUUGGGAUCCUAAGUAAGUGACCUCAGUUGCCCCAUCUGUAAAAUGGGACUUCAGAGAUCUCACAGAGGUGUUUUGAGGAUUUGCUAGCAGAUGUAAAAAUAACAAAUAACACGUAUUAAGGUUAGUUGUAAAGCAGAUUUCUGGGAAGGGCUUUGCAUAAUUCUAGACAAAAUUCCUGCAAGAUAAGAGGAACUCUUACAUAAUGGGUAGGAACAGGAGUUCUGCAGUGACUCCUUGAGUGUGAAUCCCAGCACUGACUUAUUAGCUGUGUGUUCUUGUGUACGUCACUCAACCUCUCUGUGCUUCAAGUUUCCUCUCCUCUAAUAUGGGACAAUAACAGUACUUACCGCCAGGGGUUACUGUGGUUACUGGAAGAAUGAAAUAAGGUGUGGUUCUAACCUGAGGGAGGGUGGUUUUGUCCCCUUUCCUUCCCCGGGAACAUCUGGCAAAGUCUGGAGACAUUUUUGGUUGUCACAACUGGCAGGGAAGAAUUCUACUGGCACCCAGUGGGUAGAGGUUGUGAUCCUGCUAAACAUGUUAUGAUGUAAACACUCUACAGAAGAAUUAUUCAACCCAACUUCAAUGGUGUAAUACCAUGAAAUAACCCUGAAAUACCACGAUGUUCAUAAAGCCCUCAGCAAGUACCCGGCAUGUAGUAAAGCGUUCACUGAUGCUGAAGUUCUCUCUGCCGUCUAAACCCCAAGCAGGUGGCCCGACCCACGGCAUGGUUCUCAGUUGGUACCUCUGAAGCCGGGAAGCUGAGCCUGGCUGCCUCUGGACACAUAACUAACCAGACACAGAGCCACUCAGUGCUAGGCCCAGCACUGAGAGCUUUACACGGGUGCUCUCCCAUGACCCCUCAACAACCUAUGAGGUGUCCUGCUAUUAUUCAUGUCAUUUUAGAGGAGGAAACUGAGGUUCAGGGAGACUCACAAGUCACCAAACUAGAAAGUGACUGUGCUUAAACUUAGGCCUGUCUGCUCUUAAGGUGAGAACGGUGGUGGUGCGUAUAGAAAACUACCAUUUUUUCAGAAAAGGUAGGAUGUGUACUUGUUUAUGUAUAAAAUCUCUAGAUGGGAACAAAAUAAACUGGCAACAAUGGUUGUCUCUGGGGAGAAUUGGGAACCUGGGAACAGGGGAGGGACAGCAAUUUUUCACUGCUGUGUUUGGAACCUAUGAAUGUAUUAUCUAUUCAAAACAUAAAAUUGAAAUUAAAGACUGUGUUCUUAA